Molecule: messenger RNA, 2980 nt
Organism: Paramisgurnus dabryanus
Lineage: Eukaryota; Metazoa; Chordata; Actinopteri; Cypriniformes; Cobitidae
Gene: znf512
Product: zinc finger protein 512
Molecular function (GO): zinc ion binding
Source: RefSeq, a predicted model, not a curated record
UGCAGACUCUGUAAUGCAUGCAUCCCAAAGAAGCAAACUGUAGUCUGUUUGGUUAUCUGGUAUGCAUGCAAACGUUUGCAUUUGGAUUGAAGUGAAAAAUGCCCUUUUGAGGGACAGAAAAUAGCUUUACACUGUAGCCUGUAUUUGAUAGUAAAUUAUUUGCUUUUUAUAUAAAAAAAAUAUUGCAUUGGUGUUCUCGCUUGAAAAAUUGUAUCUGUUUGUAUUAAUGAUCUGUAAAGAAGAGGAUCAUGAAUCAGAUGAAAUCUGCAAUGUCUGCUGCCACAUGUGUUACUAACAAGAGGAAAAUGUCAAAACUGCAAACACCAGAUGUUGUAAAGGAUUUGACAAGAGAGGCUAAAGGUACCAGACUGGCCCCAUCAAAAAAUGAGGAAACAAGCUCCCAGAAAAUAAAGAGGACUUGCACCAAAAAAAAGUACCAUGACCUUCAGCCUGUGGUCCUGAGACCUACUGAGGAUUCAGUCCAUGGGUCACCUUGUAGAUCAGCCAUCGCUUCAAGUCCAGUCAAUGGUUUGGAAAGCCAACAUACAACUGCAGGUCACACAAGCUCUUGCGAAACCGUGGGAGAAAUGAAAGAAUCUACUUCAGAGAUUGGUUUUGAGUUGAAGAGGAAACAGAAGAUGGAGGACUCCGGCCAGCCCUCCUUAAAAAAGUACAUUGAAGAAGUAAAGCAGGCAGUUCCUGUUGCUCAGUUCAGUCAGAAACCAACCAGCCAAAAGCAAAAACUAUCUCCAUUGCCAAAAAAAGAGACACCUGUUUAUGCACCAGGAAGUCAGGAGGAGAGAUGGCAACUGCAGAUCUUGGCAAAGGGUAGAGUGACCUGUCCCAAAUGUAAAAGUGUUGGAAGAAAGACAGUUGAUGGUUUAAAGAAGCACCUAGAAAGCUGCAAACUGAAUCUCUUUACAUGUCCACACUGUGGGAAACAACUAAAAACAUCAACUGGAAUGAAGUACCACCUCAUGGCUGACCACAACAACCUGCCUCUUCCAGAUACUGGGAAUGACCUCGCUGACCAGGCUGUGAAGGAAAAGUUAAGAAAAGUUUUGAAAAGGAUGGGCAAGUUGAAAUGUUCAAAAGAGGGUUGCACUGGAAGCUUCACAAGUAUAAUGGGUUACGUGUACCACAUGAAGAAGUGUGGCAAAGAGGAGGCAGAGCUGAAUAAACUCUUAUUGAACUGUAAGCACUGUGGAAAAGCUUAUCGGUCCCGAGCCGGCCUGGAGUAUCACGUCAAAAAUGAGCACAGUACAACCCCCCAAGAAAGUGAAGAAGAGGAGGUGAUGCCCCAGAAAGAGCCCGUCCCAGAACGCACACAGAGCGGGCGGGUAAAACGCUUGUCAGCGCAGGUGGCAGUGUUCCACCUGAGGGAGAUCGCCAGUGAGGAGCUGGUGAAGGAGUGGCCCAAAAGAAAAGUCCAAGGAGACCUGGUGCCAGAUGACAGGAAGCUGAAGUACUCCCGUCCUGGGUUACCUGCUUUUAGUCAGGAUACUCUACGCAAGUGGAAGAAUGAAGUCAAACUUCAUAAAAAAGUGCAGUGUCCAAACAAGGGAUGUGGUUGCUUCUACACAAGUGUAUCUGGAUUAAAAUCUCAUCUUGGGCUAUGUACUUUGGGUGAAUUUGAGACUGGAAAGUAUAAAUGCUUGAUAUGUAGGAAAGAAUUCAACUCUGAAAGUGGAGUGAAGUACCACAUCAAUUCCAUUCAUUCUCAGGAUUGGUUUGUUGUAAGGUCUAAAGCGAAGAGUUCCAAAUUUGAUAAACUGCACAAGACUCAUCCAAAGGAAGAUGCCAUGAAGCAUUCUGACAAUCCCUUGCCUAACUCAACCGUCAGUUUUUCCCAUGCACCCAAUGCUUGGCAAGACAGACAGACACCAGCGGGGGCCACAUCAAGUGGAACAACAAAUCCAGGAUUAAAAAUGAAGAAAAAGGUUGGUCGAGGUGACCGGAAGGAGAAACGGGGCAGGGAGCGUAAAGACUGCUAUGAGUUUAGUGGCAGUGACAGUCAGAGCAGCAGUAGUGAAUCCUCCAGCAGCGAGUCAGAGGCAGAAGACCCCGUGGCACGUAGACACCACGAUUGGGCUCUAAGCAAGCCACUCACAAAAACUAGGUCCAACCAGCAACUCAGAAGCAAUCCAUAAACCCUCCCUGUUUCUUUUUUGACUAUUAUAUAUCGUCAUAUUUUCAUUUUCACUGCUGAAAGAGAAACCAUUGGUGCUACCUAAGACGUUUUUUUUUAUCUUAUGUUGUUCUCUAUUUGAGCCACACAUGUUGAAAUGCAAACAUUUUAAAUAACAUCUGACAGUAACAUUAGAAUUUGUAUGAUGAAUCAUGCAAAUACUGUAAUGAUAUUUAAAGGCGGGGUGCAUGAUCUUUGAAAGCCAAUGUUGACUUUUGAAAUCACCCAAACAAACACACCCCUACACCAAUAAAAUCUGGGCCUCUUUUGAUAGAUCCGCCCCACACAUACGCAAACCCAGGCAACGAUGACGGUUAAUAGACACGCACCUUACUGCUGAUUGGCUACAAGUGUCUGUACAAGUUUUCAAAGUGUUUUUUAAAAAUCAUGCACCCCGCCUUUAAUACUAAAUGUAUUUAGUACUGUAUGCAGUAGUAAAGCAUUGAUUAUUUUUCUCAGUUUUUUGCUCUGCACCUUUAAAUUUAUUAGCAGCCUGUUUGUUGAAUUUGAUUUACUGUCGCUAUAGGAUUUAUAUAACUGUAAGUUGCAUGUAAUGAUGUUCAUGAAUGCUGCUGUGUUUUGUGAUAUUAUUGAGUGUUAAUCUGACACCACAGCAGACAUUGAUAUUGUAACAGUGUUCAUUACAUGCUGCAUUAGGCUUAAAGUGUGCAGCUUUAAUGUGCUUUAAAAGAGUUUCUAGAUGUUGGAGGGCAUGACACAAAUUUCUGUAAAAACAUUGAAAUGUUGUACAUUUUAAAAACUGUUUACUUCAAUUAAAAUCUAUGAAAUGGG